This is a messenger RNA of Linum trigynum, 3140 nucleotides long. NCBI's taxonomy places the organism in Eukaryota, Viridiplantae, Streptophyta, Magnoliopsida, Malpighiales, Linaceae. The record is from the annotation of a GenBank genome assembly.
GAGACAAAAAAAGUUCGGAAAAUUAGUCAUUAUUUUGUUACCGUUAACUUCGGGACCAAUGAAAAAAUAACAAUUAAACAUAUAACAUUUCAUAUCUUCUUUCAAACAAUUAAACAAACAACAUACACAAUCAACCAAUGACAAAAUACCACACAAAAAAAGCAAAAAGAAAAAACAACACAAUCAACCAAUGACAAAAUCCCACAGAAAAAAUAAAAAACAAAAAAAUAAAAGAGGACCCACCGCGGGUCCACCAUUUCCUCUAGCCAAAUUUGGCUUUUUCACCUUUUUGGAAGCUAAAUUUGGCUCCCAAUUCACCAAUACCCAUUUUUAGCUCCCAAAAUAAUGUGGGUUGGAGCACAAAAAAAGAGCUAAAAAUGGGUAAAUGGCUUUUUAGCUCUAGGGUUGGAGUUAGUCUAAGAAUGACCCACCGUUUAUCUGCUAUAACUGCGGAAAACCGGGUCAUAUGGCAAAAAAGUGCAGGAACAAGCAAAACCCCGCAGCUGCGGCCAGGGUUAACUUGACAGAAGAGGAUUUGGUAGCCAUGAUCACAGAUAUGAUCACUGAAGUUAACCUCAUCGGUGACUCAGAAGGAUGGUGGCAGGAUAUAGGUGCAUCGAAGCAUGUAUGCAACAAUCGUGCUAUGUUUAAAACAUACACAGAAGCACCUGCUGACAAGAAAGCGUUGUUGGGGACUACUCACACCACUAUGGUUGCUGGUUCUGGUGAAGUGGAGCUGAACUUCACCUCUGGGAAGAAGAUGGUGCUCAAGGAUGUGUUGCACACUCCAGAGAUAAGGAAGAAUCUUGCUUCAGGAUAUCUUCUUAAUAAGGCUGGGUUUAAUCAAUCUAUUGGGGCAGACUUGUAUACCCUUACUAAGAAUGAGAGUUUUGUGGGAAAGGGAUAUGCAUGUGAUGGGAUCUUCAAGUUGAAUGUCGAAAUUAAUGAGAUGAAUUCUUCAGUUUACAUGGUGUGUAAUUUGAAUGUUUGGCAUGCUCAUCUUUGUUAUGUGAACACACGAAUUGUGAAGAAUUUAAGCAAGUUAGGACAUAUCCCUAAACUCUCAAUGAAUAAAUUUGAUAAAUGUGAUUUCUAUAGCCAAGCUAAAAUAACGAAAACGCCCCAUAAAUCUGUGAGUAGAGAAUCAGAACCCUUAGAUCUGAUUCAUUCUGAUAUUUGAGAACUAGAUGGGACGUUAACUAGGUCUGGCAAGAGAUACUUUAUCACUUUCAUAGAUGAUUGCUCUGAUUAUUGCUUUGUUUAUUUGAUGAAAAACAAAAGUCAAGCCCUUGAUAGGUUCAAGGUAUUUGUGAUUGAAUUUGAAAAUCAGUGCAAUCGAAAGAUAAAAAGACAUAGGAGUGAUAGAGGAUCAGAGUAUGACUCUAAUCCCUUCAAGGAAUUCUAUAGCUCACAUGGUAUCAUUCAUGAAACCACGGCACCAUAUUCACCAGAAAUGAAUGGUAAAGCUAAGCGGAAAAAUAGGACGUUUACAGAAUUAGUUGUCGCUAUUAUGCUCAAUUAUGGAGCUGCUUCUUCUUGGUGGGGUGAUAUUUUGUUGACGGUUUGCUAUGUGCUAAAUCGUCUUCCAAAAACAAAUAGAAAAGAAUCACCCUAUGAGAUCUUGAAGAAUAAGCCACCUAAUCUGUCCUAUUUAAGAACGUGGGGCUGUUUGGCCUACGUAAGAAUUUCGGAUCCUAAGAGGAUUAAGUUGGCUAGUCGAGCAUAUGAAUGUGUCUUCGUUGGCUAUGCGGCCAAUAGUAAGGCAUAUAGAUUCUAUGAUUUGAAUGCUCGUACUAUAAUAGAAUCCAUUGAUGCUGAUUUCUUUGAGACACGAUUUCCAUUUAAAACGAGAAAUAGUGGAGGUAAUGUACUACCCGCUAUUAGAGAUAACAGAACUAGUGGGGGUGUUGGUUCUGAGGAUGAACUCAGAAGAAGUAAAAGAGCUAGAAUCUUGAAAGAUUUUGGUGAUGACUUUACUACAGUAUACACCCUCGAAGAUCCAAAAAGUUUCCAGGAAGCAUUAACUUCCAUAGAUUCAGAUUUUUGGAAUGAGGCCGUUAUAGAUGAAAUGGAAUCAUUAGAAGCUAAUAAGACUUGGCAUCUAACAGACUUACCUCCUGGGUGCAAAGUCUUAGGUAAUAAAUGGGUUCUAAAAACGAAACAGAAACCUGAUGGUGCAAUCGAAAGGUUCCGAGCUCGCCUAGUAGUUAAGGGCUACAGGCAGAGAGAGAAUAUAGAUUUCUUUGAUACCUGUUCACCAGUAUCAAGAAUAACAUCCAUUCUUGUUAUGAUUGCUCUUGCUGCCUUGAACAAUCUCGUGGUACACCAAAUGGAUGUUAAGACCGCUUUUUUGAAUGGUGAUCUGGAUGAAGAAAUCUAUAUGGAACAACCAGAAGGGUUUGUUAUCCCCGAACACGCCUCGAAAGUCUGUAAGUUAGACAAAUCAUUAUAUGGUUUGUCUGUUAGUUAGACAAAUCAUUAUAUGGUUUGAAACAGGCUCCAAAACAGUGACAUGAGAAGUUUGACACUCUCGUUCUCUCACAUGGCUUUCAGGUGAAUGAAAGUGACAAGUGUAUUUACUACAAGUCAGAAAAUAACACUUGCACUAUCAUAUGUUUGUAUGUAGAUGACAUGUUGAUAUUUGGUACAAAUAUUUACGUGGUCAAUGAAGCAAAAGCCAUGUUGAAAGAGAGCUUUGAGGUAAAAGAUCUGGGAGAAGCAAAGUUUAUGCUUGGAAUCCAGAUAACCAGAACACCAAAUGGUUAUUCUCUAUAUCAAUCUAGCUACAUAGAGAAUAUCUUGAAGAAAUGUAACUAUUUCGACUGUAAACCUGCGUGUACUCCGUAUGAUGCUAGUGUAAAGCUAUUUAAGAACACUAGAGACAGUGUAAGACAAUCAGAAUAUGCUAGCAUCAUUGGCAGUCUCCGUUAUGCUGCGGAUUACACUUGACCAGACAUUGCAUAUGUCGUGGGAUUGCUUGUAGGGGUGUUCAAACGAUUUGGUUACCGUGGUAACCGUUUUAACCGGUACUAUUUGGAUAAUUUGGUUUGGUUUGGUUAAAGUUUUUAGCUUGUUUGGUUUAGGUGGUUUGGUUUCAGACACUCCUAACCAGUCAAACCAAAUUAACCAGUUAAUUAAUU